CAGUGCAGGGGUCAGGGGUCAUGUUCAAAAACGUGGAAGUCACGCUUCACAAAGACGGGAACAGCUUCGGCUUCGUCAUCCGAGGCGGGGCGACUGAAGACAGGAACAAGGCACGGCCGAUCGUCAUAACAACCAUCAGACACGGCGGACCCGCUGACAGGGAAGGCACGGUGAAGCCCGGCGACAGGUUGCUAAGCAUCGAUGGUAUCCGUCUCCAUGGCAGCAGUCUGUCGGAGGCCAUGAGCAUCCUGAAGCAGUGCGGACAGGAAGCCACGCUGCUGCUGGAGUACGACGUCUCAAUCAUGGACUCCGUUGCCACGGCGUCCGGCCCGUUGCUGGUUGAGGUUGCCAAGGCGACGGGCUCCAGUCUGGGCGUGGCUCUGUCCACCUCCAUAUUCUGCAGCAAACAGGUGAUCGUCAUCGACAAGGUGAAGCCCGCCAGCAUCGCAGACAGGUGUGGUGCUCUGCAUGCAGGAGAUCACAUCCUGUCUGUAGACGGGAAGUCGAUGGAGUUUUGUUCUCUGGCCGAAGCCACUCAGCUGCUCUCUGCUUCCUGUCAGACCGUCCGGAUGGAGAUCCUCCCGCAGCACCAAGCCCGCCCGGCCCUGAACGCACCGCAGCACGGUACAACACCACACAAAAAGAUCCUUUUUAACCCUCUUUAUUCCACACUCAGCAUGUGUGCUACCAUCAUGUCCGGUUCCACGCUCAGUCUGAACCACGACCCGACCCCUCUACGCAGCACUCUGGGACGCCAGGCCAGCUUCCAGGAGCGAAGCAACUCCAAGCCAUCGGUAAACUCUCGGUCCAACACCUUGCCCUCUGACCCCACGCGCCGAGCCUUCGCCAUGAGGAAGAUGAGGCAGGAAGUCAACGAGAUCCUAAACCAGAACCCUGUGGAGCUCCACAAGCUGACUCUAGAAAAAGCCACAGAUCUGGAAGAUUUUGGGUUCAGUGUUUCUGACGGCAUGUUGGACCGCGGCGUCUACGUGAACAACAUCCGACCGGGAGGACCAGCAGAGUGCGGCGGCCUCCGAGCUUACGAUCGGAUACUACAGAUUAACCACGUUCGGACUCGGGACUUCGACUGCUGCCUCGUGGUUCCUCUGAUCGCAGAGUCUCCGAACCAUCUGGAGCUCGUCAUCAGCCGAAACCCGACUUCCUCAUCCACCACGCUGUUGACCAAUCACACUGACGGCAUCAACAACAGCGGCCACUCCCCUCAGCCAAUCGGCAGCGACCUCGGACCUUUCGAGCUCUCCAUUGGCCAGUUGGAGGACGGCGGUCCAAUCAAGUGGAGCCAACCGGGGGACAUGUUGGUGGCGGGGCUCGGGAUGGGUCAGGUCAAUAAUAAUUCCGUAUAGCAGACAAACAAUGGAUUAAAUUAACCAGAUUGGACUGGAGAGUUCAACAAAACAGCAAAAUGACUGGUUUUGACCCGUCCAAACUGGUUUAGAGUACCCUAUGGUGCUACAAACACCCUCUGGAUGACCUUUGAACUGUUGAGGCGGCCUGAAAGCACACUGAUGGACCGGAGCAACUCCUCACCUUUUCACAAGAACCAGUUCUGCAUACUGGUUCUUUAUUACUGGAGUCACUGGAGCCAGAACUAUAACUACUGAUCCUACUGGAACCACUAUGAGAGAGCUACUGGUCUGACUGGUCCGACAUUAAUGGGUACUCGAGUCAUGGAUACUGAUUCUAUUAAAGCCAAUGGUUUUACUGGUUUUAGAUUAAUGGUUACUGGUCCAACUGAAGCCAGAGCCACAGCCAAUUAAUGGUCCUACUGGCCAAGACACAUCGGCUCUGGUCUUAUGGUGAGUUCACACCAAAUGCAGAGCUGAUGAACAUUGGGUAAACUGGCAAAAAAUGGGAAGGCAAUUGGUUUUAACUCGGCAUAAGUGUGAACAAAACCAAUCUGAAGCCAAAAUGAUUGGUCUUUUUUGUGUAGAAGACUCAGGUUCUGGUCUGAGUGGUGAAAGCAUCACGAGUUCUGGCGCAACUGGUCCAAGACAUGGUUUUUAUGGUCAAAGAAUCAUGUGUACCAAGCAAGAUCCAUGAUACUGUGUUUACAAGUCAAGAACUGGGUCUUCUGGGCCAUCUGGUCUUACUAGAAUCAGAACCAUGGCUCUAAUGGUUGUACUGGCCAAGGACCACAGCAGCACAAAGACUGAUGGGAACCAGAACCUGCUGAUGGACACACGGGUUGCCAUGUAGACGAGGGACGCUCCGAUCUAGAGCCAUGUCAUUGGGAUAAUCCAAACCGUACUGAUUACUGACUGGUUUCUGGUCUUAAAGGUUCAUUUAUGUCAACUUUAUAGGUAUACAUAUCUAUAUUUGGCUCAGUGUGUUGGGUUUAGGCGCACAAUUAAAACUAGUGAUGGUUAAAUACAAGUCUGAAAAUGGACAAAUGCAAAUAUAAUAUUGAAAAUGUUGGUUUAAAGAUAAGGACUAAGGACUUGGAUGGUGUUAGGUGGGGUUUAGGUGUAGUUCAGUUUGUUCUAAUAGAAAAAAUACCCAUUAGCUUUUAGCAUGCCGCACAGAUAUAGCACCAUUCAGUCCUUAAGUAAUAUUAACAAAAAAUUCCCUACAUUCCUUAGAUUUUCAAAAAAAGGGAUACAUGAAAAUAUGAAAGGACUGAAGCUGCCAUCAUAAUAAUGUCUUAAUUAUUAAAUAAAUUAAAUUAUAAAGGAACGGGGAAAAAAAGUAAAUGUGUUAGUUCGUCCAAUUAUUUAUUGCAUUGGCAGCUUUAGUACCUCAUGGACCUUCAUACGAUAUUGAUUUUGGCCAAAUUAAGACUCAAUCAUGUUUUUUGCCUUAAUUAUGGACGUAUUUAAAAAAGCCCUAGUGGUCAAACAGAUAAUGAUAGCACACUUCAAUGUUUUUUUUAUUAUUAUUCUAUUUUAAGACUAGAAUCCAGUCAGUAAUGAUCAGGUGUUUUAUAUCGGGGCGUCCCUGAUGAAAUGUACAGAAAGACACUUAAGAUUUUAGUUCUGUGCCAUGAGCUGCAGACAGUAAUAAUAAUAAUCCUGAAUAAUGACACUGAGCAGAUCAAUAAGAAACCUUUUCUACUGUUUACACCUGUUGGACUGGCCACACUGUGUGUAUGUAUGUGUGUGUGUGUUUGUAUGUGUGUGUGUGUGUGUGUGUGUGUGUGUGUGUGUGUGU
Notothenia coriiceps (black rockcod) is the source of this 3168-nucleotide messenger RNA. RefSeq names its product glutamate receptor-interacting protein 1-like. The record is from RefSeq and is a predicted model, not a curated record. The transcript is spliced from 9 exons. Gene Ontology annotation, biological process: neurotransmitter receptor transport, endosome to postsynaptic membrane. Lineage: Eukaryota; Metazoa; Chordata; Actinopteri; Perciformes; Nototheniidae. The annotation marks the transcript as partial. Gene Ontology annotation, molecular function: protein binding.